Messenger RNA from Empidonax traillii (willow flycatcher), 1955 nucleotides. It is a transcript of the gene ARSA, whose product is annotated as arylsulfatase A. Gene Ontology annotation, molecular function: arylsulfatase activity. The transcript is spliced from 10 exons. The record is from RefSeq and is a predicted model, not a curated record. Bases 215 to 1783 code for a protein of 522 amino acids. NCBI's taxonomy places the organism in Eukaryota, Metazoa, Chordata, Aves, Passeriformes, Tyrannidae.
ACACUGCUGGGACAUCCACCGGGACACCGCCCCGACAGCACCGGGACCGCCCCGACAUCACCGGGACAGCGCCGGGCACCGCCGGGACACUACCGGGACAGCGCCGGGACAUCACCGGGAACCCACCGGGCAUCACCGGGAUAUUACCCGGCCACACCCGGGAGACCACCGGGGCGCCCCCGGGCACCCCGGGACACCCUCCAGUGCAGCCGCCAUGGCCCCGCGGGGCCGGGACCGCCCGUGGGCGCUGCCGCCGCUGCUGCCGCUGCUGCCGCUGCUCCUCCCGCCGUCCCCGCUCGCCGCGGCCGCCGCCCGGCCCAGCUUCGUCCUGGUACUGGCGGACGACCUGGGCUUCGGGGACCUGGGCAGCUACGGGCACCCUUCCUCGGCCACGCCGCAGCUGGACCGGCUGGCGGCCCGCGGGCUGCGCUUCACCGACUUCUACAGCAGCGCCGCCGUCUGCAGCCCCUCCCGGGCAGCGCUGCUGACGGGCCGGUUCCAGGUGCGCUCCGGGAUCUACCCCGGCGUGUUCGACCCGGGCUCACGGGGGGGGCUCCCGCUCUCCGAGGUCACCAUUGCCGAGGUGCUGAAGGCUCAGGGCUACGCCACGGCCAUGGUGGGCAAGUGGCACCUGGGCGUGGGGGCCAACGGCUCCUUCCUGCCCACCCACCAGGGGUUUGACCACUUCCUGGGGGUGCCCUACUCCCACGACCAGGGCCCCUGUCAGAACCUCACCUGCUUCCCACCCGACAUCAAGUGUUUUGGGACCUGUGACCAGGGUGUGGUGCCGCUCCCUCUGCUCUGGAACCAGACCAUCAUCCAGCAGCCCGUGUCCUUCCCUGACCUGGUGCCGCUCUACAACAAAUUCUCUCGGAAUUUCAUCGCUGACUGUGCCCGGCGGGGCCUCCCUUUCCUGCUCUACUACGCCUCCCAUCACACCCACUACCCCCAGUUUGCCAGCCAGGAGUUCGCGGGGCGGUCCCGGCGGGGGCCGUUCGGGGACGCGCUGGCGGAGUUCGAUGGCUCCGUGGGACAGCUGGUGCAGGCUCUGCAGGAGCACGGCCUGGAGAACAACACCCUGGUGUUCUUCACCUCUGACAACGGCCCCUCCACCAUGCGGAUGGCACGCGGAGGCAGCGCUGGCCACCUGAAGUGUGGCAAGGGCACAACCUACGAGGGUGGCAUGAGGGAACCAGCAGUGGCUUAUUGGCCGGGCCGGAUCGCCCCAGGAGUGACACACGAGCUGGCAAGCACCCUGGACAUCCUGCCAACACUGGCUGCCCUGGCUGGAGCAGCCCUUCCCAGAGUGGCCCUGGAUGGCUACGACAUGAGCCCGGUGCUGUUUGGGACAGGGAAGAGCCCCCGACAGACCAUGUUCUUCUACCCUCCGGCCCCCGACCCCCUGCACGGCCCCUUCGCCGUCCGCUUCGGGAAGUACAAGGCCCACUACUUCACCCAAGGUUCCUUUCACAGCGACACGACCCCAGACCAGGCCUGCCACGGGCUGACCCCGCUGACCCCACACCUGCCCCCGCUGCUCUUCGACCUGGAGUCGGACCCCGCCGAGAACUACGACCUGCUCCAGGGCGGGGCAGGGCCCGAGGUGCUGCAGGUCCUCAGGGAGAUCACCCUGCAGAAAGUCCUGCUGGAGCAGCGCAUGGAGUUUGGGGAGAGCCAGAUCAGGAAGGGCCGGGAUCCCACCCUGCAACCCUGCUGUGCACCCAACUGCGCCCCCAAACCCUCCUGCUGCCGCUGCUCCCAGCCCGGGGCUGCACCGCACUGACACCCCAAACCCACCAGACCCCCCGCCCCAAUUAACCAAACUCAGCCUCAGAGCUGCCCCACAGCCCCAGCUCGGGCACCCCUUGGACUAACGGGGUGCUGGGGCAGCAAAUGGGGGGUCGGGGAGACCCCCAACCCUGACGGGAGUGCAGGGCAGGGCCUGUGCUCCGUGG